AUGUCCUGGCCAUACGCGACGAGUGUCCCACCGUCCUCCUCGUUCACGGUAUUGAUGGUGACAGCACGGACGACACUGUCGGCAGUAACGUCAAAUUACACGACAGCCAACUUUAGUAACGACGUAAUCGGCGACGUCGUAACGAGAGAGGCCAACGAUAAGGAGGAGGAAUACAUACCUUACAGUGAUCGGCCUGAGACGUACAUCGUGCCGAUCGUUUUACUCCUGAUCAUGGUGAUCGGUCUCACCGGGAACGGCGUACUCGCCCUCACGAUCCUGCGACACGCCAAUAUGAGGAACGUACCCAACACGUACGUUCUGUCGCUGGCGCUCGGGGAUUUAUUGCUGAUAGUAAUAAGCGUCCCCUUCACCGCUAUCGUCUACAUUUUGGAUUCCUGGCCUUUCGGGCUCUUACUAUGCAAACUCGGCGAGUGCGUAAAGGACAUUUCCAUCGGAGUUUCCGUUUUCACGUUAACUGCUCUCUCGGCAGACAGAUUUUUCGCCAUUGUGGAUCCCAUGCGGAAAUUACACGUCACAGGUAGCGGUAGACGAGCUACGCACUUCACCGUGAUCGUCGCUGUGUUGAUCUGGAUCUUGGCUAUAGUGUGCGCUAUCCCGGCUUCCUUCUCGUAUAUCAGAGUCUUCAGGGUCAACCGAAAUGUGAGCUUUAGUGUGUGCUAUCCGUUUCCCGAGGAAUUUGGACCGAACUACCCGAAAGCGAUACUGAUAUGUCGUUUUUUCAUCUACUACAUGAUACCUCUCGGCAUCAUCGCCGUUUUUUAUAUGCUGAUGGCUAGGCACCUCAUGCACAGUACGAAAAAUAUACCUGGUGAGAUGCAAGGCCAGGUAAAGCAAGUGCUAGCCCGUAAGAAAGUAGCGAAGAUGGUAAUGGCCUUCGUCAUUAUAUUCGCCAUUUGUUUCUUCCCGCAACACGUCUUCAUGCUAUGGUUUUACAUUAAUCCGACCGCGGAGGAAGACUACAACGCUUUCUGGCACUAUUUCCGUAUCUUGGGUUUCUGCCUCGCGUUCACCAACAGCUGCAUCAACCCCAUCGCUCUCUAUUGCGUGAGUGGUACUUUCAGGAAGUACUUUGACAGAUACCUGUUGUGCUGCGCCGUGAAGAAAUUGCGGAGACGACAACGACGGUCGUCGGAUCUGAGUUCUCGCGGUCGCGGGCAAAGUUUCUCGCUCGUCAGCUCGAGGAAGUACUUGAGCGAAUCUCGUCGAGAACAACGAAGCAUCAUGCAUCUCCCUAUCAUGGCAGACGUUAGAACGAACACCCCUAUUAAGGAACAAGAAACUACUAUUAUUUUAUCGGCAUAUCCGAACGGCAACGAUGAGUCACUGAGACACCAACGAAAUUCGAUAGAACCAACCGUGCGCGAUCGGUUAAUCGUCUCUUGAAGAGAAGACAUUGAACAGAAGCUAUCGCAUCUUCAGCGAUUCACGUUUCUACAAACUAUCCGUAUAAAAUAAUUCUUACAGCAAUCACCUUAAUAUUAACUAAGGGAAUCUACGUUUUCAACAAUAUCCUCACGCGAGAGGACUCGCAAGCUCGAAGUUGCUGAAAUACGACUCGUCCAGUCUCAGCAAAGAGAAAGUAAUACUAUUUUUCAUACGCAUUUAGCAGUUACACGUAAUAGUCGAAGUUUUUUAAUAUUCGGACUUACUUGGUUAUAGUAUUAAGGUGAAAUAUGCGGUGAAGGUGACGCGUCGUUGGAUCCGAUGUAAUACGAUGCGAAUGAGCUUUCGUCUCGAAUUGUUUCGUGUAUGUGAUGUACGAGAGGAGUCUCGUUAAACAAUGAGAUAUUAUUAAUAUUAGCUAGUGUCAAUUAGUGACAUAAGCGAUGUGUACUAAGCGUCGACUUCGUAUGCAUUUACGAAGAAUUUUAAUAUAUCGUCCGACCAAGAAAUACUACAUUCCGCCGAAUAAGUUACAGUAUUAGAAUUUAGCUUCGAAACAAGAGAAAAUUAUAAAGAAAUGUAUUAUUAUACAGUCGUAAGAUUGGCGCUUACACACGUGUUUGUAGAGAAAAUAAUAAACGGAUAGAAGAAGCCAAAGGUAUUAUACGAAUCGAUAAGAGAACUUAACGUAAUAAAUAACUUAAGUCUACAG
Messenger RNA from Dinoponera quadriceps, 2116 nucleotides. RefSeq names its product gastrin-releasing peptide receptor-like. NCBI's taxonomy places the organism in Eukaryota, Metazoa, Arthropoda, Insecta, Hymenoptera, Formicidae. The record is from RefSeq and is a predicted model, not a curated record. Gene Ontology annotation, biological process: G protein-coupled receptor signaling pathway. Gene Ontology annotation, cellular component: membrane. Gene Ontology annotation, molecular function: G protein-coupled peptide receptor activity. The transcript is spliced from 6 exons. Bases 1 to 1404 code for a protein of 467 amino acids.